Molecule: messenger RNA, 360 nt
Organism: Suillus bovinus
Lineage: Eukaryota; Fungi; Basidiomycota; Agaricomycetes; Boletales; Suillaceae
Exons: 4
Coding region: 1-360 (119 amino acids)
Source: RefSeq, a predicted model, not a curated record
AUGGCUGGCGCUGCACUUGCCAUGCUUUGGAUCCCAUUGAUGAUGCUCAGAUGCCUUAAAAUGUUUUACAUUGAUGGUCUCAUAAAUGUGGUGGACAUUAGGAGCUUUACUGAUGAUUUCAGCACCCAGGCUAAAGCUCAAACUACUGUGGCAAGUGUCAUCAUGGCAGUCAAUGCCAGCAUCCUUGCUGUCCCAGUUUUUACUGUAUUAUCGGGGAAAGAUGGCCAGACUUGCAAUCAUUGCAAGUAUACCAAGUUUUCUGUAUCUGACGAUGUAACGAUGGUUGCAGUGCUGGGCUCGGAACCAGGCAAUCCAACACCUACAUCCCAUACCAUUCCCCGACCUCCCUUGACCUUCUGA